Olea europaea var. sylvestris is the source of this 654-nucleotide messenger RNA. Its product is annotated as histone H2B-like. The record is from RefSeq and is a predicted model, not a curated record. Gene Ontology annotation, biological process: nucleosome assembly. NCBI's taxonomy places the organism in Eukaryota, Viridiplantae, Streptophyta, Magnoliopsida, Lamiales, Oleaceae. Gene Ontology annotation, cellular component: nucleosome. The coding region runs from base 74 to 499 and encodes 141 amino acids. The transcript has a single exon. Gene Ontology annotation, molecular function: DNA binding; protein heterodimerization activity; structural constituent of chromatin.
CUGAACAUCCUAUCCAACUCUCAACAAAUUCGUUGAAUUCCCCUCAAGUACACUUUACACUUUAUCUCCAUCAAUGGCACCAAAGGCGGAAAAGAAGCCGGCGGAGAAGAAACCAGCCGCCGAGAAGGCACCGGCGGAGAAGAAGCCAAAGGCAGGGAAGAAGCUUCCGAAGGAUGGCACCGCUGCCGCUGGAGACAAGAAAAAGAAGCGCUCGAAGAAGAGUGUGGAAACUUACAAGAUCUACAUCUUUAAGGUGCUGAAGCAGGUUCAUCCUGACAUCGGGAUUUCGAGCAAGGCUAUGGGGAUCAUGAACAGCUUUAUCAAUGAUAUUUUUGAGAAAUUGGCUCAGGAGGCUUCUAGGCUAGCAAGGUACAACAAGAAGCCGACGAUUACUUCUCGAGAAAUUCAGACCGCUGUCCGAUUGGUUCUUCCUGGAGAACUGGCAAAACACGCCGUGUCUGAGGGUACAAAGGCUGUUACCAAAUUCACCAGCUCCUGAAUUUAUCGUCUAUUAGGGUUUUCCUUUGGGCGUUGUUAUGGUUUGAAUUAAUGGUUUGCCAGGUUUCUGGCGAGUAAUUCUGAAUGUAAAGAAUGCUUGAAUUUAAUUUCCUAUGAUUUUAUGUCAUUGUCUCAUUUUUAUGAUUUAUUGAUCAA